AUGAUUAUUUCGAUAUUGGUGAUUUCUGUCUCGUUAUUAGGAGUUUACUGGUACAGUUUGUGGACGAAACGACAAAAGAGACAAGCUGAACUGCUCAAAAUCGUUGACAAAAAACGGGCAGAACGAGAGGAAAGUAUCAAAUUUGCCAAGAAAUCUUCCUCCGCACUUGAUAUCGAUCGAAGGAAUUAUAUUGCGAAAUUGAGCUAUCAUGAGUUGAAAGCCGAACUACAAAUCGGAACUGUGACUUGUGUGGAAGCUGUCCGAACCUAUUAUCAUAAGGCACUCAUUGCAACUGAGAAGACGAAUGCUGUUUGCAUGUUCAUUGAAGAAGCUGAACACUGGGCGAAGAAUCUUGACGAGAAGGCUAAAGAUCCCAACUACAAGAAGCCUGCGCUGUUUGGAAUUCCGAUAUCGUUGAAAGAAUGUGUCCCGAUCAAAGACUAUGAUCAGACGCGCGGAUUUGUGCAGGACACGUUCCGUCCGACACUUGAGGAUUCGGUGAUGGUUGCUCAGAUCAAAUCACUUGGUGCCAUUCCAUUCUGCCAGACAAAUGUCCCGCAAUCGUUGCUCUCCUAUAAUUGCUCGAAUCCUGUGUAUGGAACGACGAAUCAUCCAAUGGACAAGAAUCGCACAAGUGGAGGAUCGUCAGGCGGAGAAUCCGCAUUGAUCAGCGCCGAUGGAUCGCUUAUCGGAAUUGGCGGAGAUGUCGGAGGGUCGAUUCGAAUUCCGUGCGCCUUCACUGGAACAGCUGGAAUCAAACCUUCCCAUUUGCGAUUCUCACACAGAGGAGUUUGUGGAUCAGUUCCAGGAAGACCUUUGAUCAAUUCAAAUGAUGGGCCAAUGGGAAAAGAUAUUGCGACUAGCGUAGAUUUUUUGAGAAGUGUCUGGUCUGACAACUACAUUUCUGAACAGGAUCCGUAUGUGCCGCCCGUUUUAUGGAAUGAGCAAGAGUUCACAAGCACAAGACCGCUCAGAAUCGGCUAUUAUAUUGACGACGGCUGGUUUACGCCGACUCCGGCCUGUCAGAGAGCGGUUCUCGAAGCGAAAGCUCUUCUCGAGGAAAAAGGACACACUCUUGUACCAUUCAGACCACCAAGAGUCCCAGAAGUCAUGAUUAUGUUCAUUCGUGCAGUUUGUGUGGAUGCUGGAAAGUUUUUGUCGAGAAAACUGAUGAAUGAUGUGAUCGAUCCUCUUCUCUACACCCAAGUCAUUCUUUGGAUGAUUCCAGUGUCAGUUCAGCGAAUUCUCAGCUACGCCGGCAAAGUGUUGUUCCCUCGCCUCGGCCAAAUGAUGAACGCUCUUACACUGAGCACUGUGGAGCUCAGAGAGACUUACGCCGAUAUCGAAUCCUACCGAAAUGAAUUCGCAAAACUUAUGAUGGAAAAGAAGCUUGAUGCUCUUCUUUGCCCAACUACCGUAACCCCGGCUCCACCUCAUGUGGUACCUUCAAAGUUGUUCGCUGCGACGAGUUACACUGGAAUCUUCAAUCUUUUGGAUUAUGCUGCAGGCUCGGUUCCAGUCACGAGAGUAACAAAGGAAGACGACACGAAGCUUGAAGAAGAAUAUGAAGCUUCUGACCCAUGGUACAAGAUUGCAAAGAACGCAUCGAAGGGGACUGUCGGAUUCCCGAUCGGAGUGCAAGUGGCGACUCCGCCGUAUAAAGAAGAAAUGUGCCUGAGAAUUUUGUACGAAAUUGAGCAGAAGGUCGUUGAGCUGUCAAAAUAA
Molecule: messenger RNA, 1725 nt
Organism: Caenorhabditis bovis
Lineage: Eukaryota; Metazoa; Nematoda; Chromadorea; Rhabditida; Rhabditidae
Source: the annotation of a GenBank genome assembly